AAGUAUCCUAUAUCUGUGGUGGAAAAUAAAUAUAUAUUAUAAUAAGUUGUGGUCUAAGUAACCAAUACCAAAGGCGGGAUAAAACGAAUUAAAUAAAAGCUAUUAUUAUUAUUAGUUUUAAAUAUUAAUUUCCUUUAUUAAAUCUGAUAAAAUGUGUAAUAAACACAAAUCCUAUGACCAGUAAUUCUCUCAAUUUAGUGUGAAGAUCUGUUCAGCACACCUACAAAUUAUAGGUAUUACUUAAAGAUUUACGAAAAUCGCUAAAAUUUGAAAAAAAAUAGGUAAAAGUCGUUGGAAAAUUAUUUAUGACUAAACAUGACUUUUUUAAAAAAAGUGUACACACUUGUAUUUCUAAGAAAAGAUAACAAAAUAUUGCUGGGUCUGAAGAAACGAGGUUUUGGUGUAAACAAAUGGAAUGGAUUUGGCGGGAAAGUCGAGCCUAAUGAGACUAUUCUUGAAGCAGCAGCACGGGAAUUAAAAGAAGAAUCUUGUGUUGAUGUUAAAGCUAGUGAAUUGCAAAAUAUAGCUCAUUUAGAGUUUACAUUCGAAGGUGAUCCCACUAUGAUGGAUGUAAGAGUAUUUUCUGCUAAUGUUUUCCAAGGUGAACCUAAAGAAACAGAAGAAAUGAUACCUAAAUGGUUCGAACUUGAUGCAAUACCAUAUAAUGACAUGUGGCCUGAUGAUAAUAUUUGGUUCCCACUUAUGUUGAGUGGUAAAUUAUUUUAUGGAAUAUUUAAUUUUAAAGGAUUCAAUACAAUAUUAAACUACAACAUUCAAGAGUUAGAAUCAAUGGAAGCUUUCUACAAAAUACAUAAGUAAAUGGAAUGGCUUUUAUUCUAACUUGUGUGUGUGAUAAUUAUGUGAUUAAAAUAAAUUGUGAUAAACAAGUGUUAUAUUACUCCUCUAGGCUUUUGUAUUAUUGAGCUUUUUCUAUAAUUAAACAGUCUUAAAAUAG
Messenger RNA from Pieris brassicae (large cabbage white), 955 nucleotides. RefSeq names its product oxidized purine nucleoside triphosphate hydrolase-like. Gene Ontology annotation, biological process: DNA protection. The coding region runs from base 316 to 819 and encodes 167 amino acids. The transcript has a single exon. The record is from RefSeq and is a predicted model, not a curated record. Gene Ontology annotation, molecular function: 8-oxo-7,8-dihydroguanosine triphosphate pyrophosphatase activity. NCBI's taxonomy places the organism in Eukaryota, Metazoa, Arthropoda, Insecta, Lepidoptera, Pieridae.